Messenger RNA from Owenia fusiformis, 2075 nucleotides. NCBI's taxonomy places the organism in Eukaryota, Metazoa, Annelida, Polychaeta, Sabellida, Oweniidae. The record is from the annotation of a GenBank genome assembly.
UAAAGAUCAGACUGUUAGGUAUGAACUGUUGAAGCUUGGCUUUCAUUAAAGAUGGAACUUUGUGAUAGCAUCAAAGAGGAACAACAAAUAAACAUGAAGCACAUAUCUACUGUCAAAUAAAAUCAAUCAAUACAAAUACAUAUUAAAAUGGCUGAAGAACAAAAUGGACUAGCUCUAGUAGAAGAAAUCUGCAAUAACUAUGUUGUACCAAUUAUCUGUGGCGUGGGAAUUGUCGGCAACUUGUUGAAUCUAAUGGUCCUAGGAAGGAAAACUCUAAACGACUCCCCCUAUUGUUACUUAACCGGAUUAGCCGUAUCAGACCUUAUCACAUUAGCAUUAACAGUCAUCUUCUCGCUAGUUUCACAGAAAUAUGGAAUUGGAAACUAUGAUUGGAGGAUAUUUGAUGCAAAGGUGUAUUACCCCCUGGCAAAUGUCACCACCACAGCCAGCAUCUGGCUUACUGUCGCUCUCACCAUUGAACGAUUUAUCUUCGUCAAAUACCCAAUCACAUCUAAACGAGUGUGCACCAAGAAGACAGCUCGGCACAUCAUAGCGCUUGUAUACUUCGCUGCAUUGGUGAUAAACAUCCCGCUAUGGUUCUGCCUGGAUGCUCAACUCGUGAGUAAAAAUGAAACAGAUGUAUACAUUCUUGCUCCAACUGAGUUUGAGAAAAGUAACUUAUACUAUGGAAUCACAUGGAUAUCCAUAUCAGUGACCCAACUCAUUCCAAUACUCAUUCUGGCAAGCUUGAACUUAUGCCUUGUCAGUUCUGUAUGGGCGAUACAUAAGAGAAAACAACAAAGAUUCCGCUCAUCCGUAAACCAGGACCCAAGAGCUAAUCAGGAUCAGAUUAGGCUCACCAUCACUCUUAUCAGCAUUGUCGUUCUGUUUCUCAUUUGCUUCACUCCCUCCAUCUUUCUUAACAAGCACAUCGCACAUGGACUUUUUGGUGAAGGACGCACGUAUACCGACUUCUACUAUUCAAAGCCAUACAGACUGUGUAAACUAAUAUCAAACAUGCUGGUGACAUGUAAUCUAGCUUUGAACUUUGUAUUCUACUGCGUGUUUAACAGGAGGUUUGUUCGUGCUAUGACAGAAAUGUUCACGGAAUGGGCAACAUUUACAAGUCAGUGCUGUCUCUCAAAGGCAAUAUCAAAUUAUUGCCCAUGCUGCUUACACUACAAUCAACAAAAUGAUCAUACUGCCAUAGCAACAUGUGACAUGGACACAAAGUGGAUAAAAGAGCCAAGCAGAUCCAGAAUUGCUAAUGGAAAUCACUCACAGAUUGGUUCAUCGAAAGUCUGAAAGAGAUGAAUGAACGAUCUUGACUUAUUUUCAUAUGUAUGAAAACAGUGAUCAGCUCAUUAUUAUUUAAAAUCCAAAUGAAUGAAUACUGAAACACAUUGUACAAAAAGGUAUUUUAAAUACACAAGGUCAGCAAAAAAGAUUGCAACUGAUCGAUUAUAUAAAAAAAACAUUCAAUAGAAGGUAGGUUGCAUUUUUUUGCUCACUCUGUAGAUAUCCCUUUUAUGGAAUACAUACUUAGACCUGAGGAUGCCUUUUAGCACAGUGCAUCUCAGUAUAGUGUACAGAUCCCUGAGAAUAUACCUCACUGAAUCUCGAUGGUUGAAAAUUACAUGUUUUCAUAUAUAAAAUAUAUAUCAAUUUAAUAUAUUUAGUGUAUAUACCACUCAAUUGUAAAUAUUCAAAUCCAGACUUAACAGAAAAGUUCAUCAGAUAGCUCAAGAUUUAAAAGGGUGUUUUUAUGAGGAAUAUUUUUCCUUUUGAAUUAAAAUCACUGAUUUUUAGCUGUUCGAGUUUUAUAUUUUUGUAUCAGUUACAACAGUCUGAUGAAUAGCUAUCAGAGAAUAGGCCGACUCUAGCCUUAAGUAUAUUUUAUGGGCUGUGGAACAGACUGUAAUUUAGAUCUUGAGCUAUCUGGGUUAGCGAACAUGAAGACAAACAGCACCAGCGGGGACUGGUAGGAAAUUACUGUAGAUAUAAAAUUGUAAAAAGCUUUCAUUCCUAUUCCAAUAGUAAGAAAAUGUAUAACAUGACAAUCAAUCAUAGUAUUA